CUAAGUGUCAAACCUAUUUGAUUGAUAUUUAUUAUUUUUUCUCAUCGUGAUUUGAUGAAGAUUGUUAAUGUUCAUUAACUAUUCUGUUGAAGUUCACGUGUAUUCUUUAAUAUUUAUUUAUCUUAUAUUUAAAUUGAUUCAAACAACAACAUUACUAAAGCUAACCACUAACCAGUCCAAAUACUUGAGGAAGAGUUAAAGUUAUCAGCUAUGAACUUAUCAAUAGGAGACGUUGUGCUACCGGGUGAUCGUUGUGAUGAAAUUUCAAAAAUUGCUGUAAAAUCGAAAGUUUUGAUAGGACCAGGCUUACGAAGAGAAUCUGAUAAUGUUUAUAUAACCAAACCUGGAAUACUGAAGAAACGGAAUCCGAAUACGUUUUGGGUGGACAGUUAUCAAAAGCGCUAUAUACCGUCACGAGGCGAGAAUAUCAUAGGAACAGUUAUACAAAAAGCUGGCGAUAUAUUCCGUGUCGACGUUGGAGGUAGCUGCCCUGCCGCACUCUCAUACCUAUCAUUCGAAGGUGCAACUAAAAAGAACAGACCUGAAGUUCAAAUUGGUGAUGUAAUUUACGCUAAAAUGCUAGUUGCCAGCAAAGACAUGGAGCCUGAAUUGGUGUGUGUAGAUUCUCAUGGGAAAAAAGGUCGCCUUGGUGUUCUUACUGAUGGAUUUGUAUUCAAAAGUUCCCUCAGUUUAAUAAGGAAAAUAUUGAACCCUAGCUGUCCUUUAAUAGAUUCUUUAAAAAAAGAGUGGCCAUUUGAGAUAGCUGCAGGUAUGAAUGGUCGGAUUUGGAUCAAAGCAAACUCAAUGAGAGAAACUAUAGCAGUUGGCAAUGCUAUCUUAGCAGCUGAAUAUUUAAGUGAUGAAGAUAUUAAGAGUAUGUGUAAUAAUGUAGCUUCUAUUUUAGCAGGACAUUUAUCAUAAAGUAUAUAUAAAAUAUUGCAUAAAUUAAACAAAUUAUAACAGUGA
Messenger RNA from Leptidea sinapis, 966 nucleotides. RefSeq names its product exosome complex component RRP40 (gene Rrp40). Gene Ontology annotation, cellular component: cytoplasmic exosome (RNase complex); nuclear exosome (RNase complex). The transcript has a single exon. The record is from RefSeq and is a predicted model, not a curated record. Gene Ontology annotation, biological process: exonucleolytic trimming to generate mature 3'-end of 5.8S rRNA from tricistronic rRNA transcript (SSU-rRNA, 5.8S rRNA, LSU-rRNA); poly(A)-dependent snoRNA 3'-end processing; TRAMP-dependent tRNA surveillance pathway. Bases 211 to 921 code for a protein of 236 amino acids. Gene Ontology annotation, molecular function: RNA binding. Lineage: Eukaryota; Metazoa; Arthropoda; Insecta; Lepidoptera; Pieridae.